Messenger RNA from Leucoraja erinaceus (little skate), 2509 nucleotides. RefSeq names its product protein kinase C eta type-like. Gene Ontology annotation, biological process: intracellular signal transduction; peptidyl-serine phosphorylation. Gene Ontology annotation, molecular function: diacylglycerol-dependent serine/threonine kinase activity; ATP binding. NCBI's taxonomy places the organism in Eukaryota, Metazoa, Chordata, Chondrichthyes, Rajiformes, Rajidae. The transcript is spliced from 12 exons. The record is from RefSeq and is a predicted model, not a curated record. Bases 710 to 2494 code for a protein of 594 amino acids.
AAGAUAACUAUUUUUGUGAUUAAAACAAAGUCAUUAAAUAAGUUUGUUGUUUGAGAUCGACUACUCAAUUCUAGAUACCCUUUGUCAGAAGGCAGGACGCGCUGUGUUGGAGUGUGUUCCUUUAUUUAAAGCCCCACACACCUCGCCUAUUGACACACGGAAAUUCGGUGUGUAAUUGCUUCCUGCAUCACGGUGCUCGAGUGACAGAAAAUAACACUUGGCUCGUAGGCGCUCACGUUGAACGGGGUUGUCCGGGGCGACUGUUUGAAGAGCGGGUCACCGAGCCAGGCGGGGCAGAGUGACCGGGAGAAGCGCUAACAAGUGCGGGAGGAGAAGUGCGGUCGACUCUUCCCUUGGGCUCCGCCUCGGCGAGAUAAAGGGGGCUCGUCCGGGGACAUUCCCCCCACACCUGUGAUGUUUACUCGUGGCCAACUCGCUUUGUCGAGGAGGGAGAAGGACGAAUAAAACCAGCAAUCUACUGCUUGUCAUUCCUGCAACAUUCAACUUUAACUUUUUUCCCCACCCCGCGAUCAAAUUAAGCAGCGUUUAUUUAUUUUUUUGGGGGAGGGUCUUUGUUUCUGGUAUUUCUUUUAUUUUGUUUCCACUUUCAAGUGGCCUCUUGUAUCUCUGACAGUCAGAACAGUCCCAGACCUAGUUCCAGUUCCCGCAGCGCGUACCUUCCCCACGCCGGGCUGACAGGGGUGCAAGGAUGGUGCUUUUCAGCGGCUCCCUGAAGGUGAAGAUCGGAGAGGCUGUGGACCUGAAACCCACCCGCUGCGCUCUCCGGCACUCGAUAUCCAGCAAGAAUUACCAGUUGUUGGAUCCGUAUGUCUUGGUGAAAGUUGACAAUCGGAGGGUCGGGCAGACGGUCACCAAGCAGAAAACCAGCCGGCCCACGUUCAACGAGGACUUCAGCACUCGGAUAUGGAGAAGCAGCGAGAUCGAACUGACCGUCUUCCACGACACCCCUAUCGGAUACGACGACUUCGUGGCCAACUGCACCUUACAGUUCGAGGAGUUACUGAAAAAUGGCACGAAAACCUUCGAGGGCUGGGUUGAUUUGGAGCCUGAGGGCAAAAUUUAUAUUGUGAUAGACAUGAAGGAAGUGACUUGUGAAGAGCCUGAAGAACAAGUGAAGCACAAUGUACCUGAAAGGGCAUUCAAGGAACGCAUCGUUUCCAGGAAACGGCAAGGUGCGAUGCGGCGAAAGAUUCACCAGGUCAACAACCACAAGUUCAUGGCUACCUAUCUGCGCCAGCCCACGUACUGCUCCCACUGCAGGGAAUUCAUCUGGGGAAUCUUUGGCAAACAAGGAUACCAAUGUCAAGUUUGUACAUGUGUGGUUCACAAACGCUGCCACCAGCUAAUUGUCACAGCAUGCCCCAGAAUAAAGAAGGCCAAGAAAGCAGAGGUAUGUGAACAAAGAUUCAGCAUCAAUGUGCAUCACCAGUUCCACGUCCACAACUACAAGAAGCCAACCUUCUGUGACCAUUGUGGCUCUCUGCUCUAUGGACUAAUGGGGCAAGGGAAACAAUGUAAAGUUUGCAAAAUGAACAUUCACAUUCGCUGCGAGAACAACGUGGCUCCAAGCUGCGGAGUGAACUCUGUGGAGCUGGCCAGGAAGCUGGCAGAGAUGGGGCUCAGUGCGGGGAGCAUAGCGACUCUGAAGAGGAGACAGACGGGGCAAAGUUACAAAAACCACAAAGAAGCCGAGACGCCUGGAGACACACCUGACAGCAAUGACAAGGAGAGCCAGCGAAUGGAACGCAAAUUAAGCAUUGACGAUUUUACCUUCAUCAGUGUCCUAGGGAAAGGCAGCUUUGGGAAGGUAAUGCUGGCAGAGUUCAAAAGCACAGAAGAUGUGUACGCUGUGAAAAUACUGAAGAAAGACAUGAUCCUCCAGGAUGAUGAUGUGGAGUGCACGAUGAUCGAGAAACGGAUCCUGUCGCUGGCCAAAAACCAUCCAUACCUCACACAGAUCUUCUGCUGUUUCCAAACUCCGGACCGGCUAUUUUUUGUGAUGGAGUAUGUAAACGGGGGAGACUUAAUGUUCCAGAUUCAACAAGUACGGAAAUUCGAUGAAAUACGCGCCCAAUUCUACGCUGCCGAAAUUACCUCAGCACUCAUUUUUCUGCACAAUAAGAAAGUUAUAUACAGAGAUUUGAAACUGGAUAAUGUCCUGUUAGAUUCGGAGGGUCACUGUAAGCUGGCUGAUUUUGGAAUGUGCAAGGAGGGAAUCUAUAGUAAUUACACAACUUGUACCUUCUGCGGCACACCUGACUACAUUGCACCAGAGAUUUUACAGGAGUUGCAGUACGGCUCAUCUGUGGACUGGUGGGCACUCGGGGUCCUGCUCUAUGAGAUGAUGUCUGGUCAGCCCCCAUUUGAAGCUGAAAAUGAAGACGAUCUGUUUGAAUCUAUCCUGAAUGACGAGGUCCUUUACCCAGUCUGGCUGAGUGAACGAGCAAUGGCCAUCCUGAAAGCAGUAAGUUAAAAUUCAUCCUCAAAC